AUGAUGGUUUUUGUCAUGGUUUUUGCAGGUUACAUAUCACAAGUACUAAGGAAUUACACUGACCAUGCCUGCGAUGGAGAAUAUGUCUCCUUGAGAUGUCCUCACAGAACCACCAUCAGCAUUCAGUCUUCUUUUUAUGGCCGUAUUGUACCAAGUCAUCAGAUGUGUCCUUCUCGCUAUCCCCACUCCUAUGCAACUUUAAUUAAAGAAGAUGUUGCCUGUUCAGUUGGUACUUCCCUUCAGAAGAUGCUGGAUGAGUGCCAGGACAGGCGGAGCUGCCAGUUUCUCGUCAACAGCCGGCUGUUCGGUGCAGACCCGUGCCCUGGAACCGGCAAGUACCUCAUCGUGUGGUACAAGUGCAGGCCAAAUGAGUACAAGAGUAAAGUAGCCUGUGAAGACGACAAGCUGAGGCUAAGCUGUAAGAAGAGCAUGGUGAUAGCCAUUUACUCUGCUGUCUUUGGAAGGACACAAGGAGGCAGUCUGGAGUGCCCGUACCAAACCCUAGGGAUGCCCAUGAUUGAGUGUCAGUCAGCUACUGCUCUUCAACUCAUGAUCAAGCACUGUCACGGGAAGAGAAGUUGCAGCAUAUAUGCCAGCACCUACGAAUUUGGAGAUCCCUGUUACCCGGGCAUCCGAAAGCAUCUUAAUGUCAUCUACACCUGUG
This is a messenger RNA of Mesitornis unicolor (brown roatelo), 664 nucleotides long. Its product is annotated as protein eva-1 homolog C-like. The transcript is spliced from 4 exons. The annotation marks the transcript as partial. Gene Ontology annotation, molecular function: carbohydrate binding. The record is from RefSeq and is a predicted model, not a curated record. Lineage: Eukaryota; Metazoa; Chordata; Aves; Mesitornithiformes; Mesitornithidae.